GGCCACGAUCAACACUACACAUCAUCAGUUUCGCUUUGGCCGAUUCAAACUAACCAAAUCUACUCGACAAUGGCAUUCAAGUUUGUUGCUUUCGCCGCCCUCGUGGCCGCCGCUAACGCCGGUAUCAUUGCGCAAGCCCCUCUGACUUACGCCGCCGCCGCUCCGGUGGCCGUAGCGCCAGUCGCCAAAGCAGUAGUGGCUAAAGCCGUUGAUGCCGACUACGACCCGCACCCUCAAUACAGCUACGCAUACGAUGUACACGACAGUCUGACCGGUGACGCCAAGAGCCAACACGAAACCCGCGACGGCGACCUCGUCCAGGGUAGCUACUCCCUCUUGGAAUCUGACGGAACCAGGCGCACUGUCGACUACACCGCUGACCCGGUCAACGGAUUCAACGCCGUAGUACGCAAGGAACCCGCCGCCGUCGCCGCCGCCCCGGUCGCCGCUGCUCCCGUUGCCCACGUCGCGCACGCUGCACCACUCGCCUACGCCGCCCCCGUUGCCAAGCUCGCCGCCCCCGUUGCCAAAUUGGCGACUCCUCUCGCCUACGCCAGCUACGCCGCUCCAGUUGCCAAGCUGGCCACCCCCCUGACCUAUGCCGCCCCCGUGGCUAAGUUGGCUGCUCCCGCUUACGCGGCGGCACCCGCUUACGCGGCGGCACCCGCUUACGCGGCGGCUCCCGCUUACGCGGCGGCUCCCGCCUAUGCAACCGCUCAUCUCGCUGCUGCUCACGUCGCCGCGCCCGUAGCGUACGCCGCGCACGCAGCUCCCAUCGCUAAAUUCGCCGCAGCACCCGCUGCCAUCUCCUACGCCUCUCCCUACGCCGCUCACUACGCCUCUCCCUACGCCGCUCAUUACGCCUCUCCCUACGCCGCUCCAGCUGCCUACAUCCACUGAUCGCGUUGAACGCACCAGCUCAUGUUGUCGACUCAGGCCGAACUUUUAUUUAUUUUUAUACCAUGUAUGUUUCUUUGUCUCUGUGUGACUGAUUAAAAGAAUUAUAUACGUAUA
Molecule: messenger RNA, 1014 nt
Organism: Pseudomyrmex gracilis
Lineage: Eukaryota; Metazoa; Arthropoda; Insecta; Hymenoptera; Formicidae
Product: cuticle protein 21-like
Exons: 2
Coding region: 70-900 (276 amino acids)
Cellular component (GO): extracellular matrix
Source: RefSeq, a predicted model, not a curated record